Messenger RNA from Diatraea saccharalis (sugarcane borer), 1774 nucleotides. Lineage: Eukaryota; Metazoa; Arthropoda; Insecta; Lepidoptera; Crambidae. The record is from the annotation of a GenBank genome assembly.
UAUGAGCAGUAUCCGGAGUUCUGCUGUCUUUUGAACGCUUCCGCUGUGAAGUUAGGUGACAAUCUAAAGUGUACGAUUCUGUCGAAAUCACCGGACGCCUGUAAAGUGUCCCUGGAGAAUGUGGAGACCGGGGCUUCGGUCGGCGAGGGCGAAGUCUCGCGGUGGCUGCCCACUGUCGAAUACCCGCAGAAGGUGGCAGUUAAUAAUACUAGUAUAAUUCAGCCACAAAUCCCCGAAGUGCCUCGGCCCGAUGUAGUGAACAACUCGAAAGUACUACUUGUGGACGCGACCGCUAUAGAUAGAGCCUUCGUACGACCGGCCGAUAUCGAGUCCCAGAAGAAGUUCGACAACGUGUUACAGGACGUUGUGUUAUACGGCAGAAAUGCUUCACCUCUUAAAGAGCCUCCAGCAAAGGGUCAAACGGUUAUUGGCAAGUUCUCCGAUGGACUACAUUACAGAGCUCUCUGCAAGCGGACAAACGUAAAACAGAACAAGUAUUUGUUGGAGUACAUCGAGUUUGGUAACAUCGAAAUCACACCCCUGGAGAAUAUAUACGAGUGUCCAUCAAAUUUGUCACUAUCAACGUUACCUUCUGAAGUGUCACUCGUCACUAUGCAGUGCAAAUGCAACUCUAAUGCAUUAACACCACCCGCUGUUGAAUAUUUGGACAAACUGAAGGACGGUUCUAUUGAACUCAAUUUGACAAUACCGUCUGGAGCGAAGACCGCUGCCAGCGGUAGCGCGGUUUGUUUGACAUUAGUGAAGAAUAAUGAAUCUGUCAAUAGGAAAAUUGAAGAGAUGUGCACGCCCGAGUGGAAGAAGAUGGAGGAGAGGGGGGCGGAUGUGGUCGAAGCAGAAUGGCUCAUGUACAGCGAUCUGGAAUAUCUAGAACUACCCGCGAAUGGAUGUAGUCUUGAUAUACUGGAUGUGUCUGCUAUAACUGCGGGCACGUUGUCUGUCUGCCAGCAAGGAUUACCACACGCUGCGAACAUACUGACGGAUCUAACACGAAGGAUGGGCGAGUAUUGUGACAGUGAAUUGGGCAAGGAGCCAUAUUUGCCUAAAAAUGAAGAGUUGUGUAUAGCACGCUGCCCACCUUAUCCGCAGUGGUUCCGCGCUGUACUAUUGACUCAUAGUCCAGGGGACGAUACGGCUAACGUCUGCUACUUGGAUUACGGUAACAUCGAGUCUGUUCCGGUUUCCAUGCUCAGGAAGAUGCUGCCAGAGUUCGUUCGUGGACAGCCGGCGUUGGCCACACACGUCGAGAUCAGAAAUUUCCCAAAACAAGUGACCGAAGAAAUGCUCUGUCGGGCUGUAAAAUAUAUGGAGAUCAACGAUGAGGGCAGAGGAAAGCUCACGGUGGUCAGUUGUGAGAAACAGGAUCCUGGAAUGUAUAUGGUGGAGGCACCAGGUCUCAUAGCGGCCAUGUUGGGGAAAUAGUGAUCUGUGCUCGUUCAGUGACGUUAACAAGUUUCAAGUGUAUUGUGAAAGAAACUUGUGUUGUGUGGAAAUGUGAAGAUCGUGGACUCAUUUAUUAAUAUUAUUCAAUAGUUUAUGACCAUAGACCAGAGUGGGUAGAGUUGUUUUGUGUACUUGCCAUAUGUUAGAAUAAUAUGGAUAUUCCCUGAAUCCCGGGGUUUGCUUUUUAAGCAGAAAAACAAUAAGAACUAUUCACAAGGGUAUAAUGAAAUAAUAAACUUUCUCUCUGACAGAUAAGUAUAAGGAGGAUGGGUUUAAAUUUAAGGAUAAUAUAAUAAAUAGAAACUUGAUUCAU